This is a messenger RNA of Penaeus indicus, 1280 nucleotides long. RefSeq names its product zwei Ig domain protein zig-8-like. Gene Ontology annotation, biological process: synapse organization. The transcript is spliced from 8 exons. The coding region runs from base 312 to 1280 and encodes 322 amino acids. The record is from RefSeq and is a predicted model, not a curated record. Gene Ontology annotation, cellular component: neuron projection membrane. NCBI's taxonomy places the organism in Eukaryota, Metazoa, Arthropoda, Malacostraca, Decapoda, Penaeidae.
ACCAGUGGCCCGCAUCCCCCACCCCGCGCGAUCAUAUCAUUUGUUGUAUAAACCUGUAGAUAAGUAGAUGUUUUAGAUUGAAAUAGAUAACAUAAAUACAUUAAAAAAACGAGAAGAAAGGUGGAUGUCAGUUGUGGUAUUUUGAUAUUUGAGACGAAGGAGAGAGAGAGACAACUCAAGGAUCCAAGAAUACAUAUAUAUAUAUUUUUCUUCAUGUAAACUUUUUUACUUUUUUUCGAGGGGAGGCACAACAGUUUCGUACUCAUUAUUCUAAGGCACGUGUCACCCUGAAGAUACACAGAUCUGUAACAAUGUCAAGUGGACAAGUGGAGAUGCUGAUGAUGCUCCUGCUAGUAUGGGCUGUAAGGGCAUCGGACGGCACAACAGAGGAGCCAACCAACACAGGGGAAGAUUUCAGCCUCACAAUCGACGCCGAGAACCCAGACAUGGCAUUCGACCCCCCUGAGGCUCACCAGGUGGCGUCCCCGGGGAAGGUGUCGGCCACGCAGCCUUACAUAGACCCUGCUACGCCUCUGCAGGUGAAGGCGUACGUGGGAAUCACCGCUUCCAUACCCUGCAUUGUCAACAACCUUGGACAACGCUCAGUAUCCUGGGUCCGUCACCGCGACAUCCACGUCCUGACCGUCGGCCGUUUCACCUUCACCAACGACGACCGGUUUGUUGCUCUCCACGAGGACGGGAGCAACGCCUGGAUACUCAGCCUGAAGUCUCCAAGCACUAAUGACUCGGGGAUAUACGAGUGCCAGAUCAACACCAAACCAACGCUCUCCCAGAUGAUAACACUCGACGUGGUUGCCGGGGCUGAGGCCCGGGCGCCUCCUCCAGACGGCUCCGCGGAAGAGGCCAUUCCUCCGGCUGAUACGGAGACGCAAGCCCGCUCCUCCUCGCGGCUGAUAAGAGUGAAAUGCGAGGGCAUUUGGUGCUUAAUGAAACCUCAAGCAAUAAUCACUGCGGGUCGAGAGUUAUACGUCGAUGCCGGUUCAUCUCUAAGCCUCACCUGCCAGAUCGUCAACGCCCCAGCUGCUCCCGAGUUCCUUCUCUGGUACCACGAACAGCAGGUAGCUAAUUACGUAGAACACGUGCACGUCGACACAAACCACGUGAAUGGGACUACAACCAGUACUCUCGUGCUGGACGAAGCUCGUGUGCAUAACUCUGGGAAGUACACGUGCAGCGCCUCCAAUGCACGGGAGGCUUCCAUCAUGGUGCACGUACUCAGCGGUGAGUAUGGCAUGAGUAAGAUAAGGAUGAAUUUUUAG